Camelina sativa (false flax) is the source of this 728-nucleotide messenger RNA. Its product is annotated as E3 ubiquitin-protein ligase BIG BROTHER-like. The record is from RefSeq and is a predicted model, not a curated record. Gene Ontology annotation, molecular function: ubiquitin-protein transferase activity; ubiquitin conjugating enzyme binding. Lineage: Eukaryota; Viridiplantae; Streptophyta; Magnoliopsida; Brassicales; Brassicaceae. Gene Ontology annotation, biological process: protein ubiquitination; negative regulation of organ growth; floral organ development.
GUAGUUCUUUUAUAUUUGAUUGAAAGAAACUUAGAAACCAAUCAUCGUUAAACGACGACAAUCUCUUCACCAUCUUCAAAGUGAAAUCAAUGUUUCGCGGUCCUGCCGAAUGUUAUGCGUGUACUUGUAUAGUAAAUGCUCCGCGAUUUCACUGUCCGUACUGUCCUUGUCCGUACUUCCACAUGCAUGAUGUUCCAUUGACGAGUGGAAGGUUUGAUGGCUAUGAUAACUAUAGUAAUAGUUCCCCGGAUCCGUAUACACUUAGACGUAGUUUUUCAGAUAUCUCAUUACAUAGUCCUGACACUUUCGAUCUCGACAAUAUUGCUUAUGAGGGUUCGAAUGAGAUAGAAGAAUCAGUGGGACAAAGCAGUAACGGCUUGCCGGAGUGGAAAAUAUCCAAAUUACCAACUCAUAAAUAUGGGGAAAAAAAACCCAAAUUCAAGUGGUGGUGGCAAAAGAAAAAGAAGUUUGUCGCCAAUGAUACUCAGUGUUCGAUAUGUCUAGUCGACUACGAGAAGGGAGAUAAGAUGAUCACUUUGCCAUGUAAGCAUAUCUACCACAAGGAUUGCAUAUCACGGUGGUUGAAAGAACACAGGGUAUGCUGCGUGUGCAAACGAGAUGUUUUCUAAUAUAUUAAUGCUCAUUCUCGUCGGAUAAUAAUGAUUAACAACAAUGUAUUUUGUUCGCAUGGUUAAUUUUAGUUUAUCACUAAAAAAAUAUAGUUAUUA